Molecule: messenger RNA, 1067 nt
Organism: Actinia tenebrosa (Australian red waratah sea anemone)
Lineage: Eukaryota; Metazoa; Cnidaria; Anthozoa; Actiniaria; Actiniidae
Source: RefSeq, a predicted model, not a curated record
GUAGGGAACUAAUCAUGGGUAGGCUUGCUAGAAGCGGCGCUAAGGUCUACGUCAUCCGCGAUGGAAAAGGAAGGUUCUUUGCUGACCCCCGAAUUCCUCCAACUUUAAUGGCAGCUAUUGGCGAAACGGUACCCGAAAAGCUACUUACCGAUGUACGUAAGAGAUAUCCUAAAGCCAGUUCGACUCUUUUAGAAUUCCAAAAAGGUCCUAAGGGGCAAAUUCAAAUACGUUAUGUAGGCAGAGAAAAGUGGUACGACUUUUAUCAAAGCAAAAAGUCUAACGCACUUAACAAUGCCUUACCGAAGGAAAUAACGACAGCGCUAGGCAGGCCCGACUUAUCCAUGCUGUCCAGCUUAACUAGUAAGGAAACUAUGAGGCUACAGGAGGAAUUCCUUAAAGGCAUUAAGACCCCCARGGCUACCAGUCAAAUGCAUGCCAUCGCUGGAAUUCUGGAUAGGGAUCAAGGAAAGCUCGCAAAAAUACGAGCUACCAAGGAAAACGUAGAGGAAAAGCUAACGAGUACGCCGUCGGGCAGCAGCGCUGCCUUGCAGCUGCAGCAGUCUUUAGAAUCCCUCAACAUGGAAGAAAAAACGCAGCAAGAACUCAUAAACAAACAUAGGGAACAACUUGACGAACUUACUGGGCAAUUAGAUGAAAAAAGCGCCGAAUUGCAGCAGCAGGCGGAACACAUUGAAGAAUUAAAAAGAGUGAUGGAUGCUAGGGAAGUGGAGUACAUGAAAUUGAGACAACAUUCGUACGACAUUCACGAAACGGAAAACUUAGAUAAUAAAAGACGCAUAGAAAAGCUGCAGCAUGAAAGGGACGAUGCUAGAAAUAACUUUGACCGCGCAGUUAGAGACAUCGGAGAUAGGAACGCUGAACUUAGACGCGUGGGUGCGGAGCUGGAAGCCUCGGUAAUGCAAGAGCGGCGGUUAAACACGGAAAUCAUCGUUAAGGAGGAGCAAUUAAGACAAAGAGAGCAAGCCAUAGAGGACCUGGCUUUUGUUAGAAUAUAUUUAGGUUUUGACAGGGUGAGGCAGCUUUUACUCACUCACCAGUUUGAAUAG